GCAUGAUUUCAUGGAACCUAUAACAUUUGGCAUCAAAACAAUCAUUAAAUAUGGCGCGCUCCAGUUUGUUUACAUGGAAAUUAUCCGCAAUUUUCCGAAAUCUACUUCAUGCUAAUGCUUAUCGACCUCUUGCUGCUCAAGUGCAUCAAUACAAAUCAUUGAACCAAACUAUUCCUCAGAGCAUUUCAGAAAGUCAGCUUGAAAGUGAAACUGAAUCAGAAUCUGAAGGUCCCAUUGAAGUCCAAGAUCUAAAAAUUCAAAUUUUGAAAGCAGGUCUUGAUUUUGUUCCUGAGCAUGGGUGGACUAAAACUUCUUUAUCAUAUGGAGCAAAAUCAUUGGGUCUAGCAACUUCUGCACAUAGCUUAAUUGUAGGAGGAGGUGCACAACUAGUCCAUUAUUUCAAUUUUUCAUCAAACCAACAACUUGGAGAAAUUUUACAAAAAGAAUUUCAUCAAGGGCAAAAAUUUGAUCUCAAGCAAUGUAUAGAAUACGCUUUAGAAACAAGGCUUAGAAUGGUGGAGCCGUACGUAUCCAAUUGGAAAGAGGCUUUGGCUCUGAUGCUAUUUCCCAAUGAACUUCCAGAAGAUUCAAAAAAUCUUUUAGAUCUUGCAGAUAUUAUAUGGAAUUGCUCAGCUGAUAAAUCGUUAGAUGUAAGGUGGUAUACAAAAAGACUCAGUUUAGCUGCAGCUUACAAAGCAUGUGAAUUGAGUUUAAUUCAAGAUAAAUCGCCAGACUUCGUUGAAACAUUUGAUUUCCUUGAAAGACAAGCAGAUGUUGUUGUCAAUACCUCCAAGCUAUUUGAUGAGGUGACAUUAAACAGAAAUCAGCUUGAAGAAAUAAGAGAUGGUGCAUUUAUUACAGUUCGUAAUCUUUUGGGAUUUAACAGAUGGCUGCGAUAGUUUGUGCUACUGUCCAUCAAUCCAUUGCAAUCUUUUUGUUAUUUAUUACAUUAGACAUUUACAAGUUAUACAUUUAAAUUAAAAUUUUCAUCAAAUUAAAGCUCAAGUUGUCUCU
Uloborus diversus is the source of this 1014-nucleotide messenger RNA. It is a transcript of the gene Coq9, whose product is annotated as ubiquinone biosynthesis protein COQ9, mitochondrial-like. The record is from RefSeq and is a predicted model, not a curated record. The transcript has 8 exons. Gene Ontology annotation, molecular function: lipid binding. Gene Ontology annotation, cellular component: mitochondrial inner membrane. Bases 51 to 899 code for a protein of 282 amino acids. NCBI's taxonomy places the organism in Eukaryota, Metazoa, Arthropoda, Arachnida, Araneae, Uloboridae. Gene Ontology annotation, biological process: ubiquinone biosynthetic process.